AUGAGCAAAGUUUCCAAACAGAAAGUCGGUUUGAGAUCUGCUCAUUUCAGGACUGUAGAGAGGGAGUCCCGCUUCAUAAAUCCACCAAAGGAUAAAACAGCAUACCCACUACUGAAAGAAGCCGUUGAACCUCACGUAGGCUCUUUCAAUGCACUAACAGAAGGCCCCAAUGGAGGUUUACUAAAUGCAGGUGUUAAAGAUAUACAUGAGAAGGUUAUUUUUGAUGGUAAAGUCGCGACUGAUGAAGAUGCGGUCAAUGACGGCUAUUUAGGUAACAAGCUUGCCAUCAGUGUUGAGCAGGUUUCCAUCUCCAAGCCUACAUCAAACGAUGGCGUUUCAUCUGCUGUUGAAAGAAAAGUUUUUCCAACUGAAGCUAGACAGAGAUUGACCUCUUACAAGGGGAAAUUACUGUUAAAGCUUAAGUGGUCUGUCAACAACGGGGAAGAUGAAUUCAGCGAAGUCAGAGAUUGUGGUGGUUUGCCAGUCAUGCUCCAAAGUAACAGGUGUCAUUUGAAUAAAUUGUCGCCCUACGAUCUGGUUCAACAAAAGGAAGAGUCAGACGAAGUAGGUGGAUACUUUAUUGUGAACGGUAUCGAAAAAUUGAUCAGAAUGCUCAUUGUACAACGUAGAAACCAUCCUAUGGCCAUCAUAAGACCAUCUUUCACCAAUAGAGGUGCGUCGUAUUCUGCCUUUGGUAUCCAAAUUAGGGCUGUAAGGCCUGAUCAAACAUCUCAGACGAAUGUCUUACAUUAUUUAAAUGAUGGUCAGGUCACCUUCAGAUUUUCUUGGAGAAAGAACGAAUACCUGAUCCCCGCCGUUAUGAUCCUGAAAGCUCUUUGCGACACUAGCGACAGGGAGAUUUUUGACGGUAUUGUUGGUUCGGACUUGUCCAAUUCCUUUUUGACUGAUCGUCUCGAAUUGCUAUUGCGUGGUUUCAAGAAGAGGUACCCAACUUUACAGAACCGGACGCAGGUUCUACAAUACCUGGGUGACAAAUUCCGUUUUGUCUUCCAAGCGUCUGCUGAUAAGACUGAUUACGAAGUUGGCCAGGAGGUGCUUAACCGCAUUGUAUUGGUUCACCUUGGUAACGGUAACAAUGAAGACAAAUCAAAGCUUCUACUUUUCAUGAUUAGAAAGCUUUACUCCCUCGUUGCUGGCGAGUGCUCCCCGGAUAAUCCAGAUGCUACUCAACAUCAAGAAGUUUUACUAGGGGGAUUCUUAUACGGGAUGAUAAUCAAAGAAAAAAUUGACGAAUACCUGCAGAAUAUAAUCUCCCAAAUUAGAGCGGACAUAAACAGAGGCAUGGCUAUCAACUUCAAAGAUCGCAAGUACAUGUCAAGAGUUUUGAUGAGAGUAAAUGAGAAUAUUGGUUCCAAAUUGCAAUACUUCUUGUCAACGGGUAAUCUAGUGUCUCAGUCUGGUCUCGAUUUACAACAAGUUUCUGGUUACACUGUUGUUGCUGAAAAAAUUAACUUUUAUCGUUUCAUUUCCCAUUUCAGAAUGGUGCAUAGAGGUUCAUUCUUUGCCCAACUUAAAACUACAACGGUCAGAAAGCUGUUGCCAGAAUCAUGGGGGUUCCUUUGCCCGGUGCAUACGCCGGAUGGUUCUCCAUGUGGUCUUCUAAACCAUUUCGCCCAUAAGUGUAGUAUUUCGACCACACAAUCCGAUGUUACAAAGGUUCCUAGUUUGUUGUACUCCCUAGGUGUCUCUUCAGCAUCUCAUACGUUUGCCGCAGGCCCAUCCUUAUGCUGUGUCCAGUUGGACGGUAGAAUUAUUGGUUGGACGUCACAUGCACAAGGUAAAAUCAUCGCUGACACCUUGAGAUUUUUAAAGGUCGAAGGUAAAACUGAUGGGUUACCAUUGGAUCUAGAAAUUGGUUACGUCCCACCAUCCACCAAGGGUCAAUACCCGGGAUUGUACUUGUUUGCUGGGCAUUCCAGAAUGAUGCGUCCAGUUCGUUACCUUCCUCUAGAUAAGGAGGACAUAGUCGGUCCAUUCGAACAGGUUUACAUGAACAUCGCUGUCACGCAACAAGAGAUCCAAAACAACAUUCAUUCUCAUGUAGAAUUCACCCCAACUAACAUCCUUUCGAUUUUGGCCAACUUGACUCCAUUUUCAGAUUUCAACCAGUCCCCAAGAAAUAUGUACCAGUGUCAAAUGGGUAAGCAAACAAUGGGUACGCCAGGUGUUGCGCUGUGCCACCGUUCCGACAAUAAGCUGUACAGACUCCAAUCGGGUCAGACACCUAUUGUCAAGGCCAACUUAUAUGAUGAUUAUGGUAUGGACAAUUUCCCUAACGGUACCAAUGCUGUUGUGGCGGUCAUUUCGUAUACUGGUUACGAUAUGGACGAUGCCAUGAUUAUCAACAAGUCUGCCGACGAGAGAGGAUUUGGAUACGGUACAAUGUACAAAGUGGAAAAAAUAGAUCUUUCGCUAAACAGAAACCGUGGUGACCCCGUGUCGCAACAUUUCGGUUUCGGUAGUGACGACUGGCCUAAGGAAUGGUUAAACAAAUUGGAUGAUGAUGGGCUUCCCCACAUCGGUACUUACGUUGAGGAGGGUGACCCUAUCUGUGCCUACUUUGAUGAUGUAGUAAACAAGACGAAAAUCAAAACUUAUCAUUCUUCCGAGCCUGGUUAUAUCGAGGAAGUGAACCUGAUCGGGGAUGAAUCCAAUAAAUUCCAAGAGUUGCAAACGGUGAGUAUUAAAUACCGUAUCAGAAGAACCCCUCAAAUUGGUGACAAGUUUUCAUCUCGGCAUGGUCAAAAGGGUGUUUGUUCUAGAAAAUGGCCCACUGUUGAUAUGCCCUUCAGCGAAACCGGUAUUCAACCAGACGUUAUUAUCAACCCUCAUGCUUUCCCAUCUCGUAUGACCAUUGGUAUGUUUGUAGAGUCUCUUGCUGGUAAAGCUGGGGCUUUGCAUGGUAUUGCCCAGGACGCGACUCCAUGGAUAUUCAAUGAGGACGAUACUCCAGCGGAUUACUUUGGGGAGCAACUUGCCAAGGCUGGUUACAACUACCACGGUAACGAACCAAUGUAUUCUGGUGCUACAGGUGAGGAGUUAAGGGUUGACAUUUAUGUUGGUGUGGUUUAUUAUCAAAGAUUGCGUCACAUGGUUAACGAUAAGUUCCAAGUGCGUUCAACAGGUCCUGUGAACAGUCUGACGAUGCAACCGGUUAAAGGUAGAAAGAGACACGGUGGUAUCCGUGUUGGUGAGAUGGAAAGAGACGCCUUGAUUGGUCACGGUACUUCGUUCUUGCUACAGGACCGUCUGUUGAACUGUUCUGAUUACACCCAGACGCCCGUUUGUCGCGAGUGUGGUUCUAUCUUGACCACUCAACAAACAGUUCCAAGGAUUGGUGCGCCUUCCACUGUAUGCUGUCGUCGUUGUGCUGUUAAGUUUGAUGAUGCUAAAAAAAUGCUAUCUCAAUAUGGUGGGGAGGAGACUAUUUUCAUCGACGAUUCCCAGAUAUGGGAGGACGGUCAAGGCCAUAAAUUUGUUGGGGGUAAUAACACCACGACGAUUGCUGUGCCGUUUGUUUUGAAAUAUCUGGACUCAGAGCUGACGGCCAUGGGUAUCAAAUUACGCUACAACGUUGAACCAAAAUAA
Molecule: messenger RNA, 3609 nt
Organism: Huiozyma naganishii CBS 8797
Lineage: Eukaryota; Fungi; Ascomycota; Saccharomycetes; Saccharomycetales; Saccharomycetaceae
Gene: RPA135
Product: DNA-directed RNA polymerase I core subunit RPA135
Exons: 1
Coding region: 1-3609 (1202 amino acids)
Biological process (GO): DNA-templated transcription
Cellular component (GO): nucleus; RNA polymerase I complex
Molecular function (GO): DNA-directed RNA polymerase activity; DNA binding; ribonucleoside binding
Source: RefSeq, a predicted model, not a curated record